UUCUACUAGUAGUGUAUGGUUUCUAUUGGAAUCCUCAGAAACUACUGUACUUUGAAUUUUCUACGUAGAGAACAAUGCAACGAGCUAUCGCUACGUUUUCUCGGAGUAUGGCUUCGCUGAGGUAUAAAAGAAUCGUAAAACAUUAUGGAACACUUUCUAAGAUCAAUAUUUUAUCAUUACAGCCAAGUGAGAAUGGUUGGUGAACGUGGAUCAGGUGCUGGCCACGGCGGAGGCGGUGGUGGUGCUAUUCGAGAGGCUGGAGGUGCUUUUGGAAAAAUGGAAGCUGCCCAUGAAGAUCAAUAUUUUUACAAUCAAGAUAAAGCAAAGCUUCAGAAACUAAAAAUGGAUCUCCACGAUGAGAUCUCUUUCCAUGAAGAACAAAUCAAGCGCCAUCAAGAAGCUAUAAACCGUCACAAACUAAGAAUUUCAGACAUGGACAAACACUAAUACUAUUUCCCUGCUGUAAAAUUCCUACUUUUCUAAGUAGGAAGUUGUUCUUUUUAAUAAUGAAGCUAUUAAAUACUAUGGAUAGUAA
Messenger RNA from Osmia lignaria (orchard mason bee), 535 nucleotides. Lineage: Eukaryota; Metazoa; Arthropoda; Insecta; Hymenoptera; Megachilidae. The record is from RefSeq and is a predicted model, not a curated record.